AAAUAUAUAUUAUGUCAUCGAAAUCACCGUCACUUAAAAGUAAAUAUAACUCCAAAACCUACGAAAAAUAUUGAUUAUAAUUCUGCUGGCCGAAUUCCAUGGCGUAGCUAUUUCAAACAGCACAUUUGACGUAAUUCUAUGUUAAGAUUCAAAAUGCCCGGUUGAUGAAAAAUUUGAAGCCAUGAAACUACCAUUUAACGGGGUGAUAUCAACAGUUCUUAAACCACAUAUGGUAACAACUAGGAAUUUUUGUCAGCAUCCCGCGUUCAUGGGCUGCAUAUAUUAUAUUUAUUUCUAUGGAAUUCUUGGUUUUGUAUUAAGUUUACACCAUCUGAGACUGCAUCUCGGAGAAAUCCCGAUGAAGACAGCAGACAUUGCCGACUGUGACUGUGACCAUUUCAUGCUUGUUCAUGAUUUGAAGAUCAUAGCUGCUUCUAUGGGAUUAGUUCAAUACUCUUGUAUGUUUAUAGGCUGUUUUACGGAAAAUCCAGCGUUAUUUUUGCCACAUAUAGCAGGACAAGCUUUUCUGGUCACCAUAGAGUUAGUAAAUGUCUUUCUCAUAAUAGCACAGCUGAACGUCAAGUCGCUGUGCCAACUCAAGCGCAGGGUUCCUGCCUUAAUACUGAUGACAUUCAACUGGCUUCAAGAAUUCUGUGUUUUCCGCAGGUUUUUAUGCAUAUGUGAUUUGUAA
This is a messenger RNA of Plodia interpunctella (Indianmeal moth), 691 nucleotides long. RefSeq lists its product as uncharacterized. The record is from RefSeq and is a predicted model, not a curated record. The transcript has 3 exons. Lineage: Eukaryota; Metazoa; Arthropoda; Insecta; Lepidoptera; Pyralidae. The coding region runs from base 182 to 691 and encodes 169 amino acids.